AUGGGUAGGUCCUCUACCUCAGCAACGAACCAACCGCAUGCGGCUACUGUGUCUCCUGGAUCUGCCGAGUUCGUUGCCCUUCAACUUGGUCCUCGUGCCCUCGGUUGCAAUCACCUUCCGAAAUAUCAGCCAUCUCUUGAAGGCAACAACCAGAAGUAUCCAGCUCUCCUCGGAUUUUUUCAUCAAUCUCAAUCUCGUCAUUCGCAGGUCUGUGUCAGCAUUUUGGAGACAUGCAAGCUUUGCGUGAAUUGCUUGUCCCAAGCUACGCCCGACGGCUACGUCUUUUGGUCCAGCAUUGCCAAGGCCUGCUCGCAUGAUGCUUCAUCGCGCAAGAAGGAUGAAUGGCUUGCUGGCCCUGCUUCUUCAGUCAACUACCCUCCAUUCUUCCAAGCUGGCAUGGAGGGCUUCUCUGGUCUGUCUUCUGGAGCAAUCUCUUCUACCCCGAGAGCUCAGCCAUCGAUUGUUGCUAUUCCUAAACUCCCAGGCGCCGAACAGGCUUGGGGAUGGAUUGACGCGCAGCGAAAGCCGUUUUACAUUGACCAGCUCCAUCUAGCGGCUGCUGAACGGGACGUAACCAUCGUCCAGAAGUUCGGAGUCCCUUUUACAGGCGAAGGGAAGUCGAAAGCGCCCAAGCCGAAGAGUUCCCAUGGCUCAGACGCCACUGCCCCAUUGCCUACUGGACCUUCUCACCUGUUUGCACGGCCUCCAGGUCCAGCGAUGCCGCCUCAUGGACGCAGUGCCAGCACCCCGGGUCACCUUCAGCAAGAGGUGAAGCCCUCUCACUAUCCUAAGCCCACUACAGAUCCAUCUACUCACUCUUCCACUACGCAAUCAGUGUCUUCGAGUGGGUUUCUCGAUGGACUGCUUAUUUAUCUACCUCAGCCAGGCUCUUCGUUUCUCCCGCAAUCUCAGCCUACCAACCCGACGGCCACGCCUUCAGGACCACCUGUUGGUUCAAAAUACCCUAGCUCUCUUCCUCCUGGUCUUCCAAAAACGAAAGAGGUUAAACGUAAGCCCGUGAAAGCUUGUUUACCAGACGCAAGUGACAAAACCUCCGCCUCGUCCGUGGUGCCCGGCUCGUUGGAGGCACAAAAGAGCGCGCCGAUCACGUCUCAGCCCGUAACGUCGAUCGAGAAGGCGAUCGCGCCGGCGAAGAACCCCAAGAACGUCCCAGCCCGAGACCGGAGCAACACUCCAUCGUUGUUUUUCCCUGGUCAAGAACCAUCGUCCCAAAGACAACUUGCCUCCAAGGAUAUGGCAGCUGGUACCUCGUCGCGAACAGUCGUGAGCACGACGUCCGCCGGGUCGGCUUCCAUGUCAAGAGCGCUCACGCCAACACACAGCACUUCUAUCACCCAUCCGUGCACAUCUGAUGUCAAAGCAGAUCAUGGUGUGUUGCCUGCCAACCCUGGUCAUUUCAGGACUCUCGCCGUCGGAUCAAGCAAUACUCUGUCUACAGUAGAGAGUCACGGGUCUGCUGCGGCGAAGGCCAAACCACCAACGCAAUUCACUACCAGUCAGUCUCAUCAAGAUCUAGUCUUUCUCAAUAAAGCGACUGCCCCCCAACUGCCCAAGAAAGAUUUGCCCACUGCUGGAGCAACCACGAGCAAUUGGUCCCUCCACGACCCUCUCUUCUUUAACGAGCCUGUGUCCGCUCCAGCCUACGCUCCCUAUACGAGGAGAGCCGCGAAUUUACCAGAGAACGAGUCUGGGCGACUAGAUUUGAAGUUGAGUCGUGGCCAAGACUCUCAUGUGGUGGGACAGGUGCCUAUAGAUCGUAGUUUCGAGUCACACAAAAUCAACAGCGCUGCCGGCACCGCACCAGUAAGGCAGCCGCGCUUCGUGCCGGAGGAGACCGUUAAACGAGGGGAUUUAGAAGUGGGCAAGAUGCACCAGGUCAAGCCUGUUUACUCAGGUUUCGAGGCUACGAAACAACAAGCUUCCCAACAGACUUUCCAUCAGACGGUCAAUCAGACUGUUCAACAGAGUUCCCAGCAAAUUUUCAACGGGGCGAUGCAAGCCGGAAGUCGAACACAGGCAAAGCCGAAUUCGGCGGUCGAAGCGGCAAAGAACCAGCCUCUUGUCCAACAGCAACAAGCUCCCACAAUGGGCGGAAGCCAAUGGAUGAUAGCUGCUGGUUUCUUAGGUUUAGGGUCAAAGACCCAAAAAGUUGGUCAAAAGAGUUCUCAGCCGGAUUUUCAGCAGAUCCACAGUGAUGACAAGAGGGCUUUAGAUGUUGGUAUUCAACGCCAAAUGAAUACUAGUUCUUCAGGUCCAGGAGCAAAGAGCAAACAAUCCGUUCAGCACACAAUGCAAUCCCUUUCUCAGGAGAAUUACAACCAAAGUGCCCAUCAGAACAACCCCCAAAACUUCCAACAGCAGAACUUCCAACAACAGAACUACUAUCAACCCUUUACACAGACUAUUCAACAGGAUCUCCCACAGCCUUCUAAGCAGGCUUCAAGGGGGCCCCCGAGCGCCGAAGUCCGAAAGCAGGGGGUAAACAAAGUUCUCAAGGGGCUCCCCAACACGCUAGCCAGCGGGAUAUACAGCAGUUUCCCCCACAGAGUACCGGGCAGAAAAUCAAGCAGGCUCCCCAAAAGCCUGUCUCGCAGCCUUCUUCGAAGCAUUCCCAGCGGAGUCACGGGCCAAUUUCCAAACACCCUCCUCAACAACCUUCCCGCCAAGAGCACUCCCAGAAUACCAGGCAAAUUUCCCAUGGAAUAA
Molecule: messenger RNA, 2727 nt
Organism: Clonostachys solani
Lineage: Eukaryota; Fungi; Ascomycota; Sordariomycetes; Hypocreales; Bionectriaceae
Source: the annotation of a GenBank genome assembly